Molecule: messenger RNA, 1474 nt
Organism: Coturnix japonica (Japanese quail)
Lineage: Eukaryota; Metazoa; Chordata; Aves; Galliformes; Phasianidae
Source: RefSeq, a predicted model, not a curated record
GUUAGUGGUCACGUGGUGUGUGUGUUACGUCCGGUCACGUGGUGGGAUAAUGGCGGAAGUGGGGGGGGCGGCGGAACCGGGGCCAUGGAGGAGCCCGGCCCCGGUUCGGCCGCGGAGAGUCCGGUGGAGCGAGGAGAGACCGGAACCGGAACCGGAACCGGAGGGGACCCCCUUCGUGGUGCCUACACGUCCUUUAUGAAAUCCCAUCGCUGUUACGACCUCAUCCCCACCAGCUCCAAACUCGUCGUCUUUGACACCUCCCUGCAGGUAAAGAAGGCUUUCUUUGCUCUGGUCACUAAUGGAGUGAGGGCAGCUCCGUUAUGGGACAGCAAAAAGCAGAGCUUUGUGGGGAUGCUCACCAUCACUGACUUCAUCAACAUCCUGCACCGUUACUACCGCUCGCCCCUGGUUCAGAUCUACGAGCUGGAGGAGCACAAAAUAGAGACGUGGAGAGAGGUGUAUCUGCAGGACUCCUUCAAGCCUUUGGUCUGCAUCUCCCCCAACGCCAGCCUUUUUGACGCCGUUUCCUCCCUGAUCCGCAAUAAGAUCCAUCGUCUCCCCGUCAUCGACCCCGACUCGGGCAACACUUUGUACAUCCUGACCCACAAACGCAUCCUCAAGUUCCUCAAACUCUUUAUUGCUGAGGUUCCGAAGCCUGAAUUUAUGGGUCGGACUUUGGAGGAGCUUCGGAUCGGAACCUACAGCAACAUCGCGGUGGUCAAUACCAGCACCCCCAUCUACGUGGCCCUGGGCAUCUUUGUGCAGCACCGAGUGUCCGCUCUGCCCGUGGUCGAUGAUUCAGGGCGGGUGGUGGAUAUCUACUCCAAGUUUGAUGUUAUCAACUUGGCAGCAGAGAAAACCUACAACAACCUGGACGUGACGGUGACGCGGGCGCUGCAGCAUCGCUCCCAUUACUUCGAAGGGGUCCUUAAAUGCUACAAGCACGAGACGUUGGAAGCCAUCAUCAACCGCCUGGUGGAGGCCGAGGUGCAUCGUUUGGUGGUGGUGGAUGAGAGCGACGUGGUGAAGGGCAUCGUGUCCCUGUCCGACAUCCUCCAGGCCCUGGUUCUCCCUGAGGGUUCUGAGCCCUGAAUGGUGCCAUGGGGGGGGGGGGGUUCUGCCCAUCCUGGUGCCCCCCACCCACCCUUGGGGGGAGGUUUUGGGGGGGUCCCAUUGACCAACACCAGCAGCAUCAGCAGCAAUAACCGCCAGCUAUAGGGCAGGGCUGGCCGCUGCCCCCCCCCCAACACUGGGCACUGUGGUUUGGGCAGCCCCCAGCCCCACACUGUGGUUUGGGCAGCCCCCAGCCCCACACUGUGUGCUCCCUAUGAGCCCCACUGAGUGAGUGGGGCGGGGGGGGGGGGCAGCCCUAUAGAGGUUUAUCCCCCCCACCCCACUCUGCUCCAUCCCCCCCCCCUCGCUGCCACCGCUUUGUAUGCAGAGAAAUGGCAAAUAAACACAGAGCUGGCACCAA